This is a messenger RNA of Prorocentrum cordatum, 2880 nucleotides long. The record is from the annotation of a GenBank genome assembly. Lineage: Eukaryota; Dinophyceae; Prorocentrales; Prorocentraceae.
AUGUCAGGGAAGUUGUUCUCAUACGGAUGCUACGUGCUCGCAUUUUUUGUCGGGUUUUAUUUCUUCGCCAUUGCGUUGUUCGGGCACAGAUACGCGCAGUUCCACACCGAGGGGCGUGCGCUGGCCACGACGAUGGAGUUGUUCUUUGGCGACGUCACCACAGUCGAGGACGUCAGCGGGGGUUAUUUCUUGCUAUUCCUGGUGGGGUUCCUCAUUGCAUUCUACAUCUUCUCCGUGCACAUGUUCAGUGCCGUCAUCAACUACGCCUACAACCGCGUCAGCGAGGACAUGCAGGCAGAGUUCGACAAGGAGCGCCGCCAGGCGCAUAGCGACAGGGUCAAGAGGAAGCUCGCCAACAGACGGUCGCUGGUGACGAAGGAGCAGACGGCUUCCGCCGCCGCCGCCGAAGGCCAGAAGUCCCAGAAGAAGUCGCAGCCCGCCUUCGAGCACUUGGACGACGAGACGAGGGAGAAGGUGCAGAGCUUUCUCAACAAGACCGACCACCAGCACGCCACCUUCAAGGUCGUCUCGGUCUGCAUGUUCUUCCUGUACGCGGCCACCUACCUCUGGUUCCUCUGGGCCAACAUCGCGGUGGGCACCAGCUUCGAGCUGGCAGCCGCCGUGGAGGCGGCCAUCGAGGCGGUGGAGAUCGACGUCCCGCAGCGUGGAGGUUUCACGCAGUACGUCAGGUGGGGCGAGCUCUGGAGGAACAGCCACGCCCAGACCUGGCUGGUGAGCGCCCUCCCAGAGGUCCUGUUUGCUCAGAGGUCCGAGGGCCCCCCCUGGUGCCUGGCCCGCUGGAACUGCGUGGUCCACAUGGAGAGCGGCAGCGCCGCCCAGGAGAUGGUCCUCCUCACCGCCGUCCGCCGAGGUGCCGAGAGGAACGAGGGCUGCCUGGCCGCCCCGUGCGGCGGCGGCGGGGCGUUUGUCGGCGGGCCCGGGCUCGUGCCGAACCGGCAGGCUCCCAGGGGCGGCCUCGCGGGCAGCCCGGCGUGCCCCGCCGCCGCCGGCCACGCCCUGCCGGGCAGCGGCUUCGAGGUCGGCGGCCUGCCGUGCAGCACCUCGUGCGCCGCGGGCGGGGAGCUGGAGAUCUCGUGUUCCCUCGAUGCCAAUUUCAGCCUGUUCACGUCCACCAUUCGGCUGGCGGCUACGACGCACGAUCUGUUCACGUACAACACGAAGACCUUGAAGGCGGAGUUUGCCCUCUUCAACGCCAACCACAACGUCAUCACCCUGGUCGGGGUGACGUUCGACCUCCUGAGUAGCGGCAGCUUGCGGCAGUCCAUCGACCUGCACUCGAUGGCCUUGAUCGACUUGGAUGGGGGCGCCCGUCAGGUUGCGGCAACCCUUGCGCAGAGGGUGUUUCCGGGCGUGCUGUGCGUUUUCUUCUCUGUCUAUUUCUCGGCCAGCCUGCUCCAGGAGCUGGGUCAGUCCUUCAUCAGGAGGAGCAAGGACGAGCAGGAAGACGGAUACGAGAGCCGACUGAGUAUCACAUUGGAUUUCUUUUUAGGAGACCCGUUCAACGCUUUGGAGGUGAUAUCCAUUUUGGUAUCCCUGACGGCCGCAGCAAGCUUUGCCGCGUGGCUCUCCAAGGACAUGCACCUCAAAGGCGCUCUGGAAGGCAGCCUCGUUGACUUUCUCAACUAUCUCAGAAACAUGACGGUCUGGCAUAAAGAGUUUAUCCGACUCUCUGGAGUAAACAUGUUGUUCGUAUUCAUCCGGCCGAUAAAAUUUCUGAAAGAUGGAAGUGUGCGGAUGGCGAAGUUGUGGAAGACAUUGUUCGAUGCUAGGUAUGAUAUAUUCUGGUUUGUGGUGUUCAUGGCUGUCAUCUUGCUUGGUUUUAUAAUGUUUUCAUGGAUUUCCUUCGGAGAGCGACAUUCGGCGGUGGACUGCUCGACAUUCGGCCGGGCGAUGGUAUUUUGCGUGGACUAUUUGUUUGGCCGAUUUGAUUUCGGUCCACUCUACGAGGCUGACCCCGUCAUGGCCACGUUGUUUUUUUACCCAUACCUUGUUCUGUGCUACAUUGUCGUUUCGAACACACUGUUCGCGAUUAUCGACCGGACUUUUGCUACCGCUGAUCCUCCUGCCGUCAGCUUGAAGAGGAAGUUCAAACCAUUCUUCGGCCGACUCCUCCGCUUCAUUGAAUGGGACAACGACCACACGAUGUCCCAAGACCCGCAGUUCAAAAAAGAGGAGGGUCCUCCAACGCGGGCCAAGCGCGUGCACAUCACCUCGCAGCGGAUCGCCACAAUCAGGGAGACGGGCGACUUCAGUGCAGGCGGCCCCGCGCCCUCCUUGAAGAGAGCGAGGGGCAUUCCUGACGUGUGCGACGUCGACGAACGCAUGCAAGGGGGCAUGGUGGCGGACUGGAGCCGGGACGAAGCGAGGAAGACGGUGAAUUACUGGAGCGGGCUGGCCGCCGAGAAGUACGCCUACAGAGACGAGGCCGCGUUCAUCGACGUUGUCAUGAAGGGCAAGGAGGGCGGCCGCGAGGGCCUGGAGGCCGAGGAGGCCAGGGCCAAGGGGAAGAUGGAGGAGGCCUUCCGCCACGUGCGCUACGCCAGGGAGGUCCACGAGACCAUGGCAGAGCGCGACCAGAGGUCCCUGGCGCAGUACAUCACCGUCCUGGAGCAGAACAUCCAGGAGGAGAUGGCCCGGGAGAGCGCCCUGCGCCGCGAGGUCGCCCGCCUGCGCGAGGCCUCGGCGCAGAUCGGCGGCGCGCCGGAGGCGCCGCCGGGCCCCGCGGGCCCCGGGGCGCCGCGGCGGGGCUUGGCGGCCGCGCCGCCGCGGCCAGGCGCGGCGGCCGCGCCGCCGCAGCCGCAGCUCCUGGAGGCCCCGGAGGGCCCCGAGGACGACAGCGAGAGCGACGACAGCUGGUGA